AUGUAUAAAUAGCUUAAAGUUUUAGAUUUGUCUAGAAUUUUAGUUGGACCAUAUGCAACAAUGCUUCUUUCAGAUUUAGGUGCUUAAGUAAUAAAAGUAGAAUCAUUUGAAGGAGAUGAAACUCGUAAAUGGGGACCUCCAUUCUUGAAUAAUUAAAGCACAUACUUUUUAUCAAUAAAUCGAAGCAAAUAAUCAAUUUGCGUAGAUUUGAAGAAAGGAAAUUCGUUUAUAAAAUAAUUAGCUCAGCAAUCUGAUAUAUUAGUUGAGAAUUUUACAUAUGGAGUCAUGGAUAGAUUAGGUCUAGGUUAUGAUGAAUUAUCAAAAAUAAAUCCAAAAUUAAUAUAUGCUUCUGUUAAUGGGUUUGGAUCAAAUAAUAAUGAGCCAGGAUUUGAUUAUAUAAUGUAAGCAGAAACUGGUUUUAUGCAUAUAACAGGUGAAAAAGAAAGAGAACCAAUGAAAGUGGGUGUAGCCAUAAUUGAUGUAUUAACAGCUUUGAAUCUUUGUAAUGGUAUAUAAGGUGCGUUAUAUGAGAGAAUUCAGUCAGGUAAAGGAUGUCAUAUUUAGACAUCAUUAUAUGAGAGUGCAAUAGCUAGUCUUGUAAAUGUAAGUGGUAUGUAUAUAAAUGGGAAAAAAGAUAUGCAUAGAAUGGGGAAUCAACAUCCAUCUAUAUCUCCUUAUGGAACAUUUAAAGUGAAAAAUAAAUAUGUUGUAAUAGGAGUGGCAUAAGAUAAUUAAUUCAAAUCUUUGUGUAAAAUCUUAAAUCUUAAUCAUUUGAUAAAUGAUCCAGAAUUUAAAGAUAAUAAAGGAAGAGUUUAAAAUAGUGAAAGAUUAAAGAAAAUGAUAGAAGAGGCUCUAGAGAAUUGGGAUGUAGAUAAAUUGAUAGAUGAAAUGAAAAAGAAUAAGAUUCCUGUAGGAGAUGUUAAAUCAGUUGGUCAAUGUUUAGAUAGUUAACAUGCAAAGGAUUUAAAUAUGAUUUUAGAACUUGAGAAUGGAGAGAAAGUAAUUAGAAAUCCACUUAGUUUUAGUAAUAUAAAUUUGGAUUAUCCAAAAUAGGCGCCUUAUUUAAAUGAACAUAGAGAUUAGAUUUGUAAGUAAUUUGGUAUUAGAAAUGUUGAUGAAUUGAUAAAAGAUGGAAUAUUGAAAUGAUAAUUUGGCGGUAUUUUAUAUUUUUUAU
Messenger RNA from Paramecium sonneborni, 1174 nucleotides. NCBI's taxonomy places the organism in Eukaryota, Ciliophora, Oligohymenophorea, Peniculida, Parameciidae. The record is from the annotation of a GenBank genome assembly.